Molecule: messenger RNA, 532 nt
Organism: Oxyura jamaicensis (ruddy duck)
Lineage: Eukaryota; Metazoa; Chordata; Aves; Anseriformes; Anatidae
Product: histone H3.3A-like
Exons: 3
Cellular component (GO): nucleosome
Molecular function (GO): structural constituent of chromatin; DNA binding; protein heterodimerization activity
Source: RefSeq, a predicted model, not a curated record
CAUGCCGGGUAAGGAGCCCCGCCGGGAGCCCGCCAUUUUCUGUCAGGGCUGGCGGGAAAGGCGGGAAGGGAGCGAGCGCAGCCCCAGCGCCGCCGCGGGACUCCCAACGGCUCCAGCGGCCGCCGCCAGCCACGCACGUAGCAGCCCCUAGAGAGCUCCCGGCAUGGCCCGCACCAAGCAGACGGCCCGCAAGUCCACGGGCGGCAAGGCGCCACGCAAGCAGCUGGCCACCAAGGCGGCCCGGAAGAGCGCGCCGUCCACGGGGGGCGUGAAGAAGCCUCACCGCUAUAGGCCGGGCACGGUGGCGCUGCGGGAGAUCCGGCGGUACCAGAAGUCGACGGAGCUGCUGAUCCGCAAGCUGCCCUUCCAGCGCCUGGUGCGCGAGAUCGCGCAGGACUUCAAGACCGACCUGCGCUUCCAGAGCGCCGCCAUCGGCGCGCUGCAGGUGGGCGAUGUCGGGGUGAUAUUAGCGGGGCGGCGAUAUUGGGGUGGCGAUAUCGGGGUGAUAUUAGCGGGGCGGCGAUAUCGGGGU